Molecule: messenger RNA, 2247 nt
Organism: Notechis scutatus (mainland tiger snake)
Lineage: Eukaryota; Metazoa; Chordata; Lepidosauria; Squamata; Elapidae
Gene: ETV7
Product: ETS variant transcription factor 7
Biological process (GO): regulation of transcription by RNA polymerase II; cell differentiation
Cellular component (GO): nucleus
Molecular function (GO): DNA-binding transcription factor activity, RNA polymerase II-specific; sequence-specific DNA binding
Source: RefSeq, a predicted model, not a curated record
UUUCGGGGCGGCGCGUUUCGUUUUCGUUUUCCUGAAGGACAGCGAGCACCGCCUGGGCUGAAGGGGAAUUGGAUAGGAUUCUGCGCGCAUCCAGACGAUCCUGGCCCCGCGGUUUCCCCACUCCCCUCGCCUCCCCUUGUAAUGCAGGUUGAAGUGGCAGAUGGCUCUUUGACUCCUGUGGCCACAUCAGCUUUGUCAUUACCAUUGCACCCUACUUCGAAGGCAUCAGUAAAGUCGCUCUAUGAUGGACAAAUCUGCACAUUGCCAGGCCGACUCAGAAUCCAACCCUUUCUAUGGAGCAAAGAUGAUGUGAUUCACUGGCUAAGAUGGGCUGAAAAAGAAUAUUCACUCCGGAAAUCUGAUGAUAGUAACUUUGAAAUGAAUGGAAAAGCCCUUUGUAUUCUCACCAAGGAAGAUUUCAAAUUUCGGUCUCCUAAUUCAGGAGAUGUCUUAUAUGAAUUACUCCAAUACAUAAAGACCCAGAGAAGAGCCCUUGUGUGUAGCCCUCUCUUUAACAUUUCCUUUUGGGAUACAGACCAUAACCUGACCCAGAGCACUGCAGAAGGUACCAAGUGCAAUUUAGAAGAUUUCCCAGCUAAGGUCCCUGUGUUGCCUUCAGAAUAUCCAACGAUCUUCACUAGUCAUGAAGGUUACUCGAACUCAUCUCAGUCUUUCACCAAGACACUGUCUACUCCUGGGAUGACACCUCUUGCUUAUAGCAACCCAGAGAUCAGCCAUGGUGGAAACAUUUGCUCUUUUCCUGUAAAAUCUGCUGCUCCUGUCAGGGGGAAAAUAUCAGACUGUAGGUUACUUUUGGAUUACAUCUACCGGCUCCUCUCUGAUAGCCAGUAUGAAUCAGUUAUCAAGUGGGAAGACAAAGAAACCAAGAUCUUUCGGGUUGUAAAUCCCCGUGGCCUUGCUGGACUCUGGGGUAAUCACAAGAACCGAAGGAAUAUGACAUAUGAGAAGAUGUCAAGAGCGUUGAGGCAUUAUUAUAAACUCAACCUCAUCAAAAAGGAAGCUGGGCAGAAAUUAUUAUUCAGAUUCCUAAAAGUUCCUGGAGAAAUAAAACAGUACACAACCAGUAAAUUGGAGUAGCUGAACAAUGAAGAGCAGAAAGGAGAGGACUCAAAAAAUUUACCAGAAAUUUCAUUGUAGACAUUUGCCAAUUUUGCCAUGCCAUAGUGGCAUCAAGAGCUUGUGUGGGAAAAUAUUUGCUGUCUAUAUGAAGACAGAAAACAAAACAAGGCCUUGGGGAAUUGUGCAUCCUGCAAAUUAAAUGCAAAGAACUAAUCCAUUGGAUUUCUGCUGUCAAACGUAAUAGAAGCAUUUGUGUAAAACAAAAGUUUUAAACUGAAUCUGCAAAUCAGUUCUAGUUCCUUUGUCAGUCAUGCUGCUGUAGAAUUUCUUAGCAUUCUCAAAGAUACUCUCCUACCCAUGUAAAAAUAUCUCGUGGGAAAUUAAGAAGUUUUUUCAUUUGGAAAAAAACAACAACAGAAAGCCCCAUAUAUUUGCAGUGAUCAUUGUGUUACAGACCUUGGAAAUCUUGUAGUUCAACUCCCUGCUCAAGCAAGAGACAUAGCAUUCUGGACACAUGGCCGUCUAAUCUCUUCUUAAAAACCUCCACUCACGGAGCACCCACCCAUUCCAGUGAUUAAUUGUUCUAACUGACAGGGAAAUUCUCCUUAAUGCUAGGUUGGAUUUUUCUUUAAGCUUUUAUCCAUUACUUCUUGCCUUGCCCUUAGGUGCUUUGAAAAAUAAGUUGACCCCCCUCUUCUCUGUGACAGCUCAAAUAUUGGAAGACCGCUAUCAGGCCACCCCUAGUUUUACACUUCAUUAGACAAGAUAUUCCAAAUUCUCGCAAUCAUUCAUUGUAUGCUUUAACCUUCAGUCCCCUAAUAAUCUUUGUUGCUCUUUGUUGUACUUUUUCUAGAGUUUAACAUCUUUUUUUGUACAGUGGCUAUAAAAACUAGAGGCAAUAUUCCAUGUAUGGUCCUACAGUAUAAAGUGGCACUAACAUCUCAUGUAAUUUUGGUACUACCCCUCUGUUGAUGCAACCUAGGACUGCAUUGGCUUUAUUGGCAACUGUAGCACACUCCUGGCUCAUACUUAGUGGCUGAUUCCUAGAUCCCUCUCACUUGGAGCACAACAGGAGAGAGGAUACUACAGAGUACAAGAUCUCUUACUCUGUAGUGGACUUCCUCAGAAGAAAAGGCUGGGAGUGGUAUGGGAGCACAUUGUGAUCUU